This is a messenger RNA of Guillardia theta CCMP2712, 2592 nucleotides long. RefSeq lists its product as hypothetical. The coding region runs from base 1 to 2592 and encodes 863 amino acids. Gene Ontology annotation, molecular function: monoatomic cation transmembrane transporter activity. The transcript is spliced from 2 exons. Gene Ontology annotation, biological process: monoatomic cation transport; transmembrane transport. NCBI's taxonomy places the organism in Eukaryota, Cryptophyceae, Pyrenomonadales, Geminigeraceae. The record is from RefSeq and is a predicted model, not a curated record. Gene Ontology annotation, cellular component: plasma membrane.
AUGGCGGACAUGGCAAGAGCGGCGUCAGGCGGCAAUGGUGGCGGGAAAGUGAUAGACUUCAGUAAGAGGAGAGAGAAUUCGAACGUCGAUUAUGCUGAUCAUGUGGACAUUGAUGGGUUUCCCCUUCGAAGGCAUGUCAUCCCAACCUCACCCAGCAACAGCCGUCGUAGUUUGCUUGCAGAUGUUUCUGGGGGCACCUCCGAGAGCGAGGAGGCGUCUGAUGAUGAGAAGAAGAAAAGCUUAUAUUCGGAUGACAACUCGAAAGAAGACAAUGAGAUUCAGAUGAGCCCUCCUCGCGUUCCUGCGCAGCACAUGGAGCAGCAGACAAUAACACCGGUCCCGGCGAAACUUUUCGGUCUGUUUGCCAUGAACUACUACAGGUCUAUGUGGGCUUUCUGUAUUCUAGUCUCUUUCUCAACAGCAAUUGCUGUAUAUUGCAUUGACAACAUCUCGUUUGUCGAUAGUCUGUUCGUCGCAACCUCCGCAUACACGGGUUCAGGUCUUUCCACUAUCCCAAUGAAAGCUAUGUCCAACGGAUCCUUCGUUGCUCUCUACGUCGGGAUGACGCUGGGGGGGCCUGUCUUCCUCCUCUUACCCCCUCUCAUCUACAGAAUUCUUGUGUUCUACUCGCUGCAGCCAUCGGUCGAGGAGUUCCUGGCGUCCCAGAAGGGCAAGUUCCUCCCUCAAGCCCAGCGAUUGAUCGGGCUGGUCAGCGAGAGGAGGGCACAGGUGCGAGGUUUGAACAUGCUGCUCGUCGCUCUCGUUUUCUACCUCCUCUUCUUCCUAUGGGGAGGGCUUGGCCUCCUCUACCUCGCCAUCUCCUCCCACCCGAAGUUGCAGGAGCUCAAGGACAGAGGGUUCAACAACUUUUGGUAUACGGUCUUCCUGGGCACGAGCGCCUUCUGCAACUGCGGCUUCACCUUGACUUCGGAUCAGCUCUACAGCAUGCAGACGUGGACGACUUCCUACCUCCUCCUCUCCCUCCUCGCGCUCGCGGGGAACACGUUCGCUCCCAUCUUCCUGAGGGCUAUCCUCUGGCUCAUGUACAAGUUUGCCAGCUUCCUGCGGCUGGACAAGGACGGGAUCAGAUACGCUCUCGACCAUCCUCGGCAGAUGACGACGUUCUUGUUCGACGUGCGGCAAACUAGAAUGCUCUUCCUCAUCCUUGUCGUGAUCAACAUCGUUCAGUACGUCGCAUUCCUUGCCACCUGCCUCCACCGCUCGAGGCUUCGGACCCAGUUGAGUCCUCUACAGAUAGCAGGAGCAGGAUUCUUCCAGACCGUCUCCACCAGAUCGGCAGGGCUGCAGAUCUUCGACAUGAACGACCUCAACCAGGGCAUGCCUGUGCUCUACAUCUUCAUGAUGUACCUCUCCUCCGCUCCCUUCGUCAGCAGGAUGUACAUCUCCGAGGAGAACCUCGACGAGGACGGGCAGAGUCGCCCAGCCGUGCUGACGGUCCAGGACGCGCAGGGGAAAUUCCUGCGGGAGUACCUCAUGCGCCACCUCUCCUUCCUCUUCGCAGGCUUCAUGCUGCUCUGCUUCACCCACGACUCCGAAGUCUCCCUGGACGGCCAGCCGGUCGGCCCCUUCCCCCUCAUCUUCGAGCUCGUGUCCGCCUACGGCAGCGUCGGCCUGUCCAUGGGAGCGCCAGGGCAGCCGUACAGCCUGUCGGGCGAGAUGUCGACGCUGGGGAAGACCAUCAUCAUCGUUGCCAUGUUCCUCGGUAAGCACCGAGGCCUCCCGACGCACACGGACAUGGUGCUCAACUUUCGGCACAUGCACUUGAGGAAGCAGCUGCUGCUGGCGAAGGAGGAGGCAGGGAUCAAGGUGUCAUGGAGCUGGUUCGAGUUCGACACCCGGCUCAUCCGCGUCCCCAGCAUGGACCUCAGGAGAUACUUCGAUCGCUCGCAAAAGGUGCGAUCAAGAGGGAUAGAGACAGCCUCCAUGGCAGGAGAGAGGGCUCCAGGCGCGCCUCCUUCCCUGUCCCCUGUCCCCGAGGACAGCCCCUACGUGGACACCAGCGCUGCUGCUGCCAUGCACCUACUGCACUGGAACCCCAACCGCCCUCGCUUCAUCCCCAAGAGCAUGGACAUUUCACCACUGCUCCGCCCCCGCAGCUUAGAGGAGGCGAACAUGGAGGUGUUUCCUCCCCUGGACCUGCGUUAUCUCAGCGACACGGACUCGAGCAGAGCAGAAUCCGAGACGGCAUCCAACUAUCCUAACAAUGAGGAUCGUGUGGAGGAGGAGGAGGUGAUGGAGGAGGAGGCGGGUGCUGGAGGAAUCUUGUCAAGCUCUCUCCUCAACAAGACCACCUUGCGCAAGUUUGUCACAGGAGCAUGGAACGCAAUCUGGGAGCCGAGGUUGGACGUUCUCCACACAGACCAGCAGGUCCGGCACGAGGACCUUAUGUCUUCGGACCCCUUCUUCAACAAGCUCAUGCUCGACCGCCUUGCUGCGGAGGAGAGCCUUUCCUUCAUGCUCCCCUCCUCGGAUCCCAACCUUCCCAGGAACUAUCAUUCCCUCGACAUCACCGACAAAGUCCCUUCCUUCCGCAUGAGGAAGUCAAAGUUGAGCGACGCCGCGUCUGUGUGA